Molecule: messenger RNA, 1611 nt
Organism: Labeo rohita (rohu)
Lineage: Eukaryota; Metazoa; Chordata; Actinopteri; Cypriniformes; Cyprinidae
Product: adhesion G-protein coupled receptor G5-like
Exons: 8
Coding region: 443-1264 (273 amino acids)
Biological process (GO): adenylate cyclase-activating G protein-coupled receptor signaling pathway; cell surface receptor signaling pathway
Cellular component (GO): membrane
Molecular function (GO): G protein-coupled receptor activity
Source: RefSeq, a predicted model, not a curated record
CAAACUGUCUACUUCUUGUUUGUUUUGUGGCAAAAGUCAAAAGUGAAGCCCAACAAAUAACGUUAGGCCUUUAACACAGAAUGUACUUGCUUUGAAAAGCAUGCAUUUUUUGCAUAAAUUUACUUUAUGCAAAAAAAAACUGGAACAUCGCAUAAAACAUUUGCAAAUAAAGCAGCAUUUCCAUCCAUUGAGCCAAAGACAACAAAAUCGACACUUCCUGAUAAACUUGCACUAAACUUCACUGUAGGAGAAGCCACUGAAUAUAAUAAUUUUCAUAUAUUAUAAAUAGUUUGCACCUCAGAGAGAGCAGACAAAACCCAAUAAAUGCAGUCAUUGCUUUCAGAGACGGAUGCUGUCCUGUAAGACAAUUAUACAGAAAUACUUUGAUGACAGACUUUGCUCAGGCAUUUCAGAAUGACCAAAACACUUCUGAUGCCGAGCAAUGAUAUUUGAUCCGCUGGUUUGUCAAGUGCAAAGUUGCAUCACUUUAAAGAUUUCCAAGGAAGCUUUUGAUAAAUCACGUCUUGAAAACAAUGGAAGUGCAUUUGUUGGAGUUCUACAGUUCAAAAACAUAGGAAACAAGGAUGAAACUAAAAAUCAGACUAUUUUGAACAAUGAGGUUUAUGGAAUAACGAUGAGGGCCAAUAUCACCAACCUUACUAACAGUAUUGACAUGUUCUUUACAAAUAAUGAAAUGGAGCGUAAGGCAUCCUGCAGAUCUUGGGAUGGCAAAGGAGAACUUAACUGGACGACAUCUGGCUGUGAGACAGAAAUCAAUGGUAACAGCAUAAAGUGCUCCUGCUCACAUCUGACAUUUUUUGCAGUGCUGAUGAUCCCUCAGUCUCAGUCAGAUGCAAAUAAAACGGCGCCGCAUCUGGAAUCAUUGACUCUCAUCACUUCUAUCGGCUGCGGCAUCUCCAUGUUUUUUCUGUCCAUCGCUUUAUUCAUGCAUUUCCUGCUGCGGAAAGCCAAAUCAAAUCAGGCCACGAAGAUCUUGAUGAACAUGUUUGUGUCUUUGUGUCUACUGAAUGCUGCGUUUUUGUCAAACGAGAGCGUCGCUAACACACAAGACAACACUGCGUGCGUCUUCAUAGCGCUGGUCCUGCAUUACUCCAUGCUGGCCUCAUUCACCUGGUUCUUCAUUCAAGCUCUUCAUAUGUACUUAUGGCUCAUCAGACAGAACGUCACCAUCACAAACUACGUGAGGAAAAUCACCGUGUUGGGCUGGGGUGCUGGAUUACAAAUGCUUGCAUUCACUACAUAGUGAACAUCGGCUACUACACUUUAGUUUUCAUCUUAACGACAGGAAUCUUCAUCAUGAUUGUCACUAAGGUCAUUCAGGCCAGAAUCAUAAGAGCGACUGACGGCAAGAGAAAGACGUUCAGAAAGCAGCUGAUGAUGGUGUUGAGUUUGUUCCUACUCUUCGGUCUGACGUGGUCUGUGAUGUUCUUCAGUUAUGAACUCGUUUCAGGGGUUUUUCCUCUUCCUGUAUUACUACCACAUUCGCAAUGAUGUUGCGGGUCAUUUCUCAGAUGAUCCGGAUAACAACGACUCCAACACAAUCAUCUCUCAGUCCAGCAUUAAUGCUUUAGAAGAUUUUUAAAAACCAGC